CUAUUAACAUUCAUUUUAAUGCAAGAUGUUGUGAUGACGGUUUUGUCUUAUGAGCAUAGUCAAGGAAAAAUCUGAACUUGUAUCUCAAGGCACCAUGGUACUGAAUGCAAGAGCAUUUAAUAAUGAUGCUAAACUAUUUUGUCGUCUAUUAAAGUGCUGACUGCAGGAGUGAAAUGUGCAGUAGUGGGUUUGUUGCUAUGCGUUUAUGUGACUUCCCCUUAGUGUGUGCUCUUGUUUCAGUAGCGGGGGCGUGCAUCUCCUCUGUCUCAUCUAUUUUCACAUUUGUUCUCUCAACUCAGAGACAAGAACAGAAACCUUCACCCAACUUUUCUUGUUUUCUUCCAAGUCGCCUGCACGCCGACGACAACGAAAUGUUGAGGCGAAAGCCUUCCAACGCUUCAGAGAAGGAGCAGGUGCAGAAGAAAAAGCUCACUCUUCAGAGGUCAAGCAGCUUCAAGGACUUCAUGAAGCCCAAAGUGACCUCACCUGUCAUGCCGGACAAGGAGUUUGUCCUCGAUGAGACUGUUGAAGAGAGCGUCACGGAGGGAGGGAAAAGUGGCGGCAAACUGAGCAAGAAGUGGCGUUACGUCAUCUCCCGCACGAUAACCCGCAAGAACUCCAAGAUGGUGCAGAAGGUUCUAGCCGAGGAGGGGCCUCUUCAAGGGGAGAGCAGUGAGGAACUCAUGUCCCCUAAGUGGGGAGGCCAGAGGAUGUCAACGUCCUCCACAGGCUCAGAAGAGACGGUUUCCAGUCCUGUCACCUGUCCUUUUUCUGGCAAUAGUGACAGACAGAGUCUGGACAGCGGUUAUUGUCAGAGGGACAGCAUGAAACUGGAGGAGAAUGCUGUCUCCUUCGACGGACCCUUCUGUGGCCGCGCCGUGGUGCACACCGACUUCACCCCAAGUCCCUACGAUGUGGAGUCCCUGAAACUUCAAAAAGGAGACAUCAUCCACAUUAUCGAUAAGCCUCCCGUGGGCACAUGGACAGGAAAACUCCACCACAAGGUGGGCUCCUUUAAGUUCAUAUACAUCAAUCUCCUGCCCGACGAGAGCCCCCCUGUCAGGCGAAGACGUUGUGACAGCAAGACCAACAGAAACAAGUCCAAACCAUCCACCCUGGAGGAGGUGCUGGACUGCAUUGGGCUGAUGGAGUUGUCUUCCUUGCUGUCCAUGCAUGGAUUUCAGAACCUGGAAGACUUCACGGGUUUGAGGGAGUCUCAUCUCAAUGAACUGAACAUCACUGACCCGGAUCAACGCGCCAAGAUCCUGAGCGUUGCCGACCUGCUCCGAGACCCCGAGGAUGAAUCCAGUCCGCAAGAGGAGGAUGAGGAAGAGGAGGAGGUGGAGACAAGACCAAAGGAACCGAGGGAUUCAGGCUGUUUUGACAGCUCGGAGCAGCUGGAUGUGAAGCCUGAGGAGGCUCAACCGCAAAGGGAGCCUCAGGAUGACUGGUCAGAAACCAGCAAGGAGACGGAACAAAAGGUGAUCGAUGAUGUCCAACAAUACCUGCAAGAACUGAGUGUGCAAGAAGCAUAUUGAAGACUCCAAAUCGAAUCGUGUGAAUGUUUUCAUUGUGGUCCUAAAGUUUUUUUUUUUGGACAGUAGCAGUGGGGGGGCGUUGUGUUGUGACACAAACAUAAUCAUCGCACCGUCAAAAUCUGCUGCACUUUUGUAAAUCUGCUUGGAUUGUUUCCUAGAAAGUGUGG
This is a messenger RNA of Hippocampus comes (tiger tail seahorse), 1705 nucleotides long. It is a transcript of the gene sash3, whose product is annotated as SAM and SH3 domain containing 3. NCBI's taxonomy places the organism in Eukaryota, Metazoa, Chordata, Actinopteri, Syngnathiformes, Syngnathidae. Bases 174 to 1538 code for a protein of 454 amino acids. The transcript is spliced from 8 exons. Gene Ontology annotation, molecular function: protein binding. The record is from RefSeq and is a predicted model, not a curated record.